AGUGGGACAAAUCCAGAAACAGGUGGUGAACAUUCUCAAACUCGGACACAACUCAUCUCUGGGUUAUAAGCUGCUCAUAGAUGAGGAGUAUGUUCACAUUUACCCUACAGACUCACACACGGCUCCCUAUUCAACACCAGAGACAAGUAUCACAGUUCCAGCCACGCCCACCACCACACCUGCUACAGAGACUCCACCCACUCAGGCCACAGACACUUUUUUUAAAGUAAGCGUAAACGUGACCAUCACAGGAUCACAGCAGGAUCCAGAAAACACCCUUCAGUCCUGGCUCCAUGAAACUCUCUCUCCUGAAGGAAUGUUGGUGCUGAACUUCAGGUUGACAUCUCCACGCUCAGGGGGUCGAAGCCUGGAUGAGAGCAGCAGCAUGGGAGAGGAUUUUUCUUCAGGUUCUCCAACACAGAGUUGUGAUUUUCAGAUGUUGGUGAGGUUGUGUGUGAACGUUGAAAAAACACAGGAACGAAUCCAUUCAUUGCUGUCGAAGUCGUAUAAUAACAGCACUGUGAGACUGGACGCUGCUCCAGAACACAUCCACAUCACACACAUACACCCUGGUCGAUGUCCUCGACACCCUCAGCAGACGCGUCGGGGUUUGUAUAUAUGGCAAAGAACUCAGGCUCAAAACACAGAGAAACUGCAGUGUGAAGGACACCAGGAACUCUUAGCAACACGCCAGUGUUCGCUGAGUGCAUUGACUAACCGUGCAGUGUGGAAGGCUCCAGACCUGCAGGACUGUCCUACUGUGGUGAACACACUCUCGGACCUCGAGCACAUCACAGUCACUAACGACACGGCGGUGGACGUUCUGGAGAUAAUCAAAGACAUAAUGAAGGAGAGCGAUACACUGGAUGAACGAGACCUGUGGCUGGUGCUGAACACUCUGGAGGCCGUGCUGAAUAUCAGCAUCAUGAACUUUGACCUUGCGCAGAUCAUCAUUAACAUCACAUCAGACAUCCUGUACUCUAAGAGUGACCUUCAUCCCUUUACUAACUAUAUUCUAAACAUUACAGAGGCAGUGGGAAACAGAAUGUCUGAGCUGAAUAACAGUUCCGUCAGCAUGGUAGCUUCAGGGUUAGCUCUGUCUGUGGUCCAAUUUGAUACAGAGAGUUUCUACAAUCUCACAUUUGGAGUCACAGCGAUAACCAACAACCCACAUCCAGCGGUAUACAUUAAUCAGGACCCAGCUGAGGGCACUGUGGCCUUCAUCUCUCUUCCGCCAUCUCUUCAUACCAGUUUCCCCCCAAACUCCAGUCCACAAGUUCAGUUCCAGUUCUACGGCGUUCCUGAACUCUUUCAGAGUUCUGAGGAAGGGAAGGUGUUAAAUACGUAUGUUGUAGCUGCCAGUGUGAUUAACUCGGAGCAGUCCAUCAGAGACAUGAAGGUUCCCGUGGUGGUCAUGAUGCACCACCUCAACACCAACACUCACCACAGAGACGUUCAGUGUGUGUACUGGAACUUCAAUGAGAAUGGUGGUCUUGGUGGUUGGAGCCCCAGUGGAUGCUGGACACACAACACAACUCCUGAAUACACAACCUGUAUGUGUGAUCACCUCACACAUUUCGGUGUGCUGCUGGAUGUAUCGAGGACUCCCAUUGAUGAGAAAAAUGAGAAAGUUCUCACCCUUAUCACGUACACAGGGUGUGGAGUGUCAUCUUUCUUCCUUGGUGUGACCGUGCUGACCUACUCACUGCUGGAGAAGUUGAGGUGUGAUUACCCAUCUCAAAUUCUGCUGAACCUCUCCUUCGCUCUGCUCGGCCUCAACCUUGUGUUUCUCGUUAACUCCUGGCUCUCCUCGUUUGGACUGACUGCCCUCUGCGUUGCUGUGGCAACCAUUCAGCACUACUUCCUGUUGGCCUCUUUCAUCUGGAUGCUGCUGGAGGCGGUGAAUAUGUACUUCGCCAUCAUUAAAGUCUUCAACUCCUACGUGCCGUCCUACAUCCUCAAAUUCUGCUGCAUCGGAUGGGGUGUUCCUCUGCUGGUCUGCUGUAUGGUGUUGGUGGUAAAACCCGACUCGUACGGACUCCUGCCACUCGCUAACUCAGAGAUGUUCUGCUGGGUGUCAGAGGACGUGGUGUUCUAUGUGUGUGUGGUGGGCGUGGUGGGUGUGGUUCUGCUGGUGAACAUUUCCGUGUUCCUCAUGGUUCUACUGCAGAUGAGAAGGGCAUGUUUAAGUGAGCACAGUGGUGUGAUGAAAGAACUGCGAGGCAUCACGAGUCUCACUCUGCUGCUCGGACUCACCUGGAGUGCCGCCUUCCUCACCUGGGGAGAUGCCCGAAUCCCUCUGCUUUACAUGUUCUCCAUCCUCAACAGCCUGCAAGGAUUCUUUAUUUUUGUGUUCCAAUGCCUGAUGAAGGAGAAUGUGCGUAAACAGUGGAGAGUGCACCUGUGCUUCGGACGCUUCACGCUGCAGGAGUACUCAGAAUGGAGUCACACUCCUCCCAUGAUUAACAAACCCAAACACACUCCGAUGCUGACCUUCCCCACUGCAGCUUCAGUCAGAUCCAAUAAAUCCAACUCGACUCAGAGCUCCUCAGCUUCCUCACAAUGCACUGAGCAACAUUUCUCUGGGAAGAGACCCGACCUAGGCGUGGUGUAUCAGCAGAGCUUUAUCCUGCCUCGAGCACAGCGAGUACACACUCCAGUCGCUGAGAAUGCAGGCUUUAACACACACUCCCUCACCUGGAUCCCACCUGAGGCUCCUGAACAUGACCUUUACUUCAAAUGACUCUCUGCGUCUCGUUACUGUGUUUCUGAGAUUAUUGUAGUGAAACUCAGCAGUGUGUACAUUCUGAUGAUUUCUGAUAACAUCAUUGUGUCUUUAAUGAUGUGCUGUGUGGAGAAAGAAAGUGAAAUGGAAUCCAGUGUAAAAUAAAAUUCUUGUCUUUCCUUUUCCGGCAAUAAAACUCGCCUUUAUUUA
Silurus meridionalis is the source of this 2935-nucleotide messenger RNA. Its product is annotated as adhesion G-protein coupled receptor G4-like. Bases 317 to 2743 code for a protein of 808 amino acids. Lineage: Eukaryota; Metazoa; Chordata; Actinopteri; Siluriformes; Siluridae. The record is from RefSeq and is a predicted model, not a curated record. Gene Ontology annotation, cellular component: membrane. Gene Ontology annotation, biological process: adenylate cyclase-activating G protein-coupled receptor signaling pathway; cell surface receptor signaling pathway. Gene Ontology annotation, molecular function: G protein-coupled receptor activity. The transcript is spliced from 22 exons.